AAUGGCGGACGCAGCUCCAGCCCGUAGUGGAUUCCGAGGUGGUUUUGGUUCUCGCGGUGGUCGAGGUGGACGCGGUCGUGGUCGUGGACGCGGCGCACGUGGCCGUGGUGGCAAGGAGGACUCCAAGGAGUGGGUGCCAGUCACCAAACUCGGUCGUUUAGUGCGCGAGGGCAAGAUCAAGUCGCUGGAGGAGAUCUACCUAUACUCGUUGCCCAUCAAAGAGUUUGAGAUCAUUGAUUUCUUCCUUGGCUCUUCGCUGCGCGAUGAGGUUUUGAAGAUCAUGCCUGUGCAGAAGCAGACGCGUGCUGGUCAGCGCACACGUUUCAAGGCCUUCGUUGCUAUUGGUGACAACAACGGCCACAUUGGCUUGGGCGUUAAGUGCAGCAAGGAAGUGGCCACAGCCAUUCGUGGCGCCAUCAUCCUGGCCAAGCUCUCUGUGGUUCCUGUACGCCGUGGAUACUGGGGCAACAAGAUCGGCAAACCCCAUACAGUGCCCUGCAAAGUGACUGGCAAGUGCGGUUCUGUCUCUGUACGUCUCAUUCCGGCUCCCCGUGGUACUGGCAUUGUGUCAGCUCCCGUUCCUAAGAAGCUGUUGAUGAUGGCUGGUAUUGAGGAUUGCUACACGUCGGCUCGUGGCUCCACUGGUACUCUGGGUAACUUCGCCAAGGCUACCUAUGCUGCCAUCGCCAAGACCUAUGCUUAUCUGACGCCUGAUUUGUGGAAGGAGAUGCCUUUGGGUGCCACACCCUAUCAGGCUUACUCCGACUUCUUGUCUAAGCCCACAGCCCGUCUGCACGCUGAUGCUUAAGCGAACCAGUUUUUUUAAAUAAAAAACAUCUGCACUCAUUUCAUUCUGA
Molecule: messenger RNA, 857 nt
Organism: Scaptodrosophila lebanonensis
Lineage: Eukaryota; Metazoa; Arthropoda; Insecta; Diptera; Drosophilidae
Gene: RpS2
Product: 40S ribosomal protein S2
Exons: 1
Coding region: 2-808 (268 amino acids)
Biological process (GO): translation
Cellular component (GO): ribosome; cytosolic small ribosomal subunit
Molecular function (GO): structural constituent of ribosome; RNA binding
Source: RefSeq, a predicted model, not a curated record